AUGAAGAACGUCUUCGGCUCCCUCAAACUCCUCUACAUUCCCCAAGCCCUCAGAAAUGCGGCGUUGCCCAGCUCAAAUAAAACAACCCUACUGAGGGAUAAAUUACAGACUCUGGAGUGUUGUGUCGAGCAGUUUAGCGGCGUGAUCGACUACUCAUCUAUCAUCUGUGAGGAAGCCAUCAGCAGACUGCGUCAAGUGGCAACUGAGGCUCAUAUUAGUCGUCCGCACUCUCCACAGGAGUCAGUUAGUGAUAUGCAGCAGAUGCCCAGUGAAAUAGCUCUGGUGCCGACCCAAUUUCAGCAGAAGUUUAAAGAAACGUUGGCCAUUUACUCAUGUGCAAGAAGGACCUAUUUUGCGGAUAUUCCAAGAGAUGGGGAUGUACGGACAGAUAUUGUAAGGCUCACGGGACGCCGCUAUUUUCCGUCAACGAAGACAGCUUUUCAGAAGACUAAGAUGCGAUCACUGGAACAAGAAAUUUAUUGGUCCGACGUUUCGGAUCCUCACUCAAAUCCACCAUCAGAGACAUUCGCAGAAGACAGCAUUGUCAGGCCCGGGAAUUUCAGUGUAGCAAUUACCAUCUCAGUAAUUUGUGCAGAAUGUUCUCUCAAGUUCUCCUUCCAGAAACAUAAUGAGAUUUUCUGUUGGGCCACACAAAUGAUUUUCGCUACCAGGCAUCUGCAAGAAAAAUAUUAGGAAGCGAGGACUCGUCUUUACACCAGGAUUGCAAACUUAGUAAGGCUUUUUAAAACCCCAAAUCAUGGCUGAAGUCCAGAAAUCUUAAUUAACUUUGGAUAUACAUGACGACUUACGCGGAUGGUCAGACAACAUGGCGGCGUACGGCAGAGUCAGUCUCGAUGAAGCAAGAUUUACUACUCGUUCUUUAGUCUCGCAGUGACUACCGGCCAGGAACCAGCAUGGAUUACCAAACAGGCGGCUAACUUCUCAACGUACGGUUGAUACAAUCUUGCUCAAGAGCAUCCCGGAAUAGCAUACAUAGCAUAGCAACGUCUCAAGUUUCUGACCUCCGAUUCGAACACCACAGUCAGCUCAUCAACGCAAUUCUUGGAGAAACUUAAAGGAGUAAGUCUCCUGCCAAGCGAUAUCAUGGUUUCCUUUGAUGUCACGUCCGUUUUUACUUCUAUCCCGCAGGACCUGGCAGUCGAGACAAUCGAACUACUCCUACGAGAGAAGUACGACGAAACGGAGAAUCGCCUCGGACACGCCCAAAUCAUCCAGCUCCCGAAGUUCUUUCUCAAGACGUACUUUACAUUCGACGGAGCAAUUUACGAGCAGCUGAAGGGAACGCCAAUGGGUUCGCCGAUUUCGGGACUCAUAGCCGAGGCGGUCCUUCAACGGCUGGAGUCGCUGGUUUUCCGACACCACAGACCGAAAUUCUGGGCUCGGUAUGUGGAUGACACCUUCGUCGUCAUCGAACGGGAUCAGGUGCUGACAUUCAAAGAACAAAUCAACGCCGUCUUCCUGGACAUUCAAUUUACGAUGGAGGAGGAGAAAAACAAUCAGCUGGCCUUCCUGGAUGUCCUCGUCUGCCGCAAAGAUUGUGGUGGCCUAAAAACCAAAGUGUUCAGGAAAGCGACAAAUACGACGCAAAUACUGGACUUCAAUAGCAACCAACCGAUCAGUCAUAAACGCAGUUGCGUAAGGGCGCUAUACCGGCGUGUUGAGACGCACUGCAGUGAAAUGGAAGAGAAGGUUGCUGAAUUAAAAUAUCUUCGACGGGUAAUGAGAGCCAAUGGCUACCCGCGCAACUUUGUCAACCAGUGCAUGCGAAAAGGACACCAGAGACCAAAUCCAACUAGCCCCAAGAUUUUGGCGGGCUCUUCCGUACGUGAAGAACGUCUCGGAAGCCGUCAGUCGUCUUCUCACUCCACUUGGAUUUGA
Spirometra erinaceieuropaei is the source of this 1899-nucleotide messenger RNA. NCBI's taxonomy places the organism in Eukaryota, Metazoa, Platyhelminthes, Cestoda, Diphyllobothriidea, Diphyllobothriidae. The record is from the annotation of a GenBank genome assembly.